UCGAGAUACACGGGAGAGAACGAACCCGGUUUGAAGGCUUCGGCGGGAGUACACACGAAAACAUCGACGGAGAGCCUUACUGAGGUCAGAAGCGGUGUUCCAGAUUACGGAUGCCAAUCCCCUCUUGCCUCUUGGACCAAGGAAGGUGAGCAGAUAGACGGUUGGACAGGCAAGCAGACAGCGAGGGGUUCUUUCUCAGAGGGGCUUAUUUAUUAGUGUUCGUUUCCUCUCUCGAGGACAAGGAGAAGUUAAUUAUGCGCUUACCUGUCUUUGGAUAUUUUGUGUUCGUGAUUGCCAUCUUUGGCCUCUUUAUCAAUGUGGCCUCGAUCGUGCUUCUGAUCAAGAAGAACCGCCCCUCGCCGUUUCACCAACUACUCAAGAUUUUAGCUGUGUACGAUGUCUUCGUUGUGAUGUGAUGUUCCAUUUCGUACGGGAUUCCAGAUAUCCUACCCGGCUACCUCGAAAACCAACACCCUCAUAUUAUCCAAUGGAUGUUCCCUGUCUCGCACAUCGCCGUUAUGACCUCCAUCUAUUGUACCGUGUUGAUCAGUUUCGAGCGCUAUGUCCGGAUUUGUUUCUUUUGCCAACUCCGAGCUACACGCCUCAUCACGCCCGAAAACUUUCGGGCCUACGUCAUUGCCCUCAUCUUGGGUCCCAUUCUAUUUUGUUUACCCAAGUUCUUUGAGGUUGAAACUAAGCCUCAUGUGGUUGAAUACACCGAGCGGUUCAACUGUUCCAAGCUCUGGAUAUUUGACCACGAUGCCACGACAUUGGCUCGAUUCCACAGCAUGAUGAAACCUGAAGACAUUACAGAGCUCCAUCGACUUGGCGUGGUGUGUGGGAAAAACACGCAAAAAAGCCAACCAAAUGAAACGAGCGCAGAUCCGUUUGUACCUAAACCUGGCGCAGAGACCACAUCAUCCUAUCUGCUCGAGGCUCUCCGCAAACGAGUCAUGGAACGGAACCGCACGAGCGCACUCAAUCACUUCCUUCAGGGGAAGGCCAAGGCCAGGCAUAAGCCGACCAAUGGAAUGGCAAAUUACACGAUUGAAGCCGAGAUUUUGACCCUCCAGGAAACGGAGUUGAGAAAGAAUCCCUAUUAUUAUCAAGUCUAUUACGUGUAUCUUAAUAUUCUGGUCAACUCCUUGGUUCCGCUUGGAACCCUUCUUUACCUCAACAUUGUAACCGUACGAACCCUGCGACAAAUCAUUGUACAAGACGAGAUCACCAAUUCCAACCCUCCGUAUAUCCUUAAGAAGUCGGUUAGCCAUGAUAAUUUUGAAGUCCUUAUGGAAGAUUCCUUCUAUCCAAAUAUGAGGAAAAGCCAUUCCACGAACAGUUUGAACGGGACUGAGGCCAUCACCCGACGGGAAAGUAUCAAUCAGCAACCCACAAUCCCUUUGGAUCCCAAAGAAGUCAUUUGCAAAUACACUCAAGGCGAGGAUCACGUGGUCCUCUUUGGUGUGGAACAAAGGAAAUCCUUACCUCACAGGAUCCCCAUGUGUAAGAAGACCCGUCAAUCUGCCCAGAAGAGCGCUCAUUUAUCAAAUCAAAUUCCAAUCCCGUCCGAUUCAAAAGAAUCCCAUGAAAAGACCGGAGGUCAAAGCGGCGGUGGGCGACCCACUUCCAAAGAAAUGGCCAAAUCCAAUCCAAAUAUUUCCCAUAUGCGAGUGGGUGGAGGAGGUCGGGUGAAGCGAAUGCUUUCCUUCUCGGACCCAAUGUCGGAUCUCCUCGACAUUGGGAAAGUGAUAGUGGAUUCCCCACCUGAUGAGGAGGCAGGAGAGACGUUUGCCCAAUGCAAUCGUAAAGGCACUCGACGAAGUACGGUCUUGACCAUGUUGGAAUUCAAUAAUCCCAAGGAAUCCAAACUCUCACCUAGUCCGGAAGAGCAUGAAGAGCUCUUGACAAGCCAUGAGGAAGCAGAUUCAGGCUCGAGGGUCUGUGAGCGACAUUUAUCAACAUCAAGUGGUUCCAAAGCCAAGACCAAAGAAAUCAAGCCCGAGAAGACGUCCAAGGACUCUCUAAACGUCACAGAGCAACCCACAGCCCAACGAACCACUUCACAGGAGAGCAAGAAAAGCUCGCAAUCAUUCCUGACCAUUCAAAGUGGACCCAAUAUCUACUCAGCAGCUGAUGUAGCCGCCUCCAAUCGCCUACGAAGGCAUUCCCGAGCUCCACCGGGACAACACACAUCCUCCUCUUCUACGCACGGCCAGCGAAGCUCUCGACGAGGCACCACGGUCACGGAGAAUGGCAGCUUGGGCCUCACGCUCUCCAAUAAUCCGUGUGGCACAGAACGAUCUCAAGAGAAGCGACUUACCCGAAUCAGCAUAUUCAUCGUUUGGCUAUUUAUCUUCUGUCAUUUUUGGAAGCUCAUCCCGACAUGCUACGAGGUGUUCGUAAGCCAUAAUGGAUCGAACCACGAUAAUUGGCCCUUCUCUGUGUUGGUCGUCGAACAUAUCUCACACCUCCUGAUUACAUUUAACUCUGCCAUUAACUUUCUCAUUUACCUAGUUCUCUGAUCGGUUAUCAUCGGUUCAUUUAGUGGAGAUAAGCCAUGUGUAAUUGACGUAGCCUUUGUUCGUACUUGGUUGAAUAAUUAUGAUCGACUAUGUUGGACAACCCUCAAUAGGCAACUCAUGUUCUUCUACCAUCUCUGUGACCCACAGUUUCAUGAAUCGAUUUUCAAUUCAUUGACGUCCGUGUCGCCUAGUUCAUCGUUGUCUGUGGUUGAUUCUUUCCAACUUCUGAGUAGGUGUGAUCAAACGAAAUGAUUUGAAAUAAACUGAAACGAAAAGCCAGAUCAUUGAUAGGUUUUUCCCAUCUUAAAGGCGCUUUGAAAGCCAAUCGAUGGAUUCAAAGGAAUUCUCUUUGACUCGAUUUCGACCA
Molecule: messenger RNA, 2889 nt
Organism: Tigriopus californicus
Lineage: Eukaryota; Metazoa; Arthropoda; Copepoda; Harpacticoida; Harpacticidae
Exons: 1
Coding region: 492-2522 (676 amino acids)
Source: RefSeq, a predicted model, not a curated record